This is a messenger RNA of Oldenlandia corymbosa var. corymbosa, 1246 nucleotides long. The record is from the annotation of a GenBank genome assembly. NCBI's taxonomy places the organism in Eukaryota, Viridiplantae, Streptophyta, Magnoliopsida, Gentianales, Rubiaceae.
GUUGGCUUCUCUCAUUGACUUUCCUCAAUAUGAUCACAUAUUCCCAUCCCUCUCCGGAUUCCAAUUCCAAACUACACACUAUCAAUUUCUCCUCUAUUCCUUUGAUUUUCGUGACAUUUGGUUGGUCCAUUUUCCUAUCUGAAUCUGCAAAAAUCGGAUUUAGUUGAGAUCCCAAUUUGACUACUAUUCCAGUCUUCAAGCUAACCCAACUAAUUUAGAUUGAAUCAAACACUAUUUUCAGACUCAACCUUGUAUAAAUAAAGCACGGUCUUUCCCUUCAAUUUUCAGACCACAAAACUAACAUAUCUCUCUCCAAUUAUUCAAAUCAUUCAACUCCAAUAUUGUCAUUAAUUCAAAUCAAAAUGGCUGCCUCUUUCAACUGUGGCACAUAUGUAACAAUACUGAUCAUUGCUUUAUCAACAUUUUCGAGCAUCCAUGUUAGCGAGGCAGCUCGGCAUUUAUUGCAAACUACGCCGGCCUUACCAACACUUCCUACCACCCUACCCAAUUUUCCGGCUGGCGGCGGCGCAGCCACAAUGCCACCAGCAUUGCCAACACUACCAACAACUCUUCCGACUCUUCCAAAUCCGACAUCAUUGCCACCAAAUCAGGUCCCCACGAUCCCCGGAAUUCCUAAGGUGAACAUGCCUCCCAUGCCAGCUGCAACUUCAUUUCCGAACAUUCCAAACAUCCCAACAUCAAUUCCUUCAAUUCCCAACUUCCCAACUUCAUUUCCAUCAAUCCCUGGAAUUCCAACAUUGGCAGCGCCACCAUCGAAUUAAUUGAUCCAUAUGAUCAAGGCAUGCAUGAAAUCUUCACAGUUCGUCUUAUUUCUCCGUUAUUACUUUCAGAUUGGGUUUUGUGGUAACGCUUUUUGGGCGUUUGUUGUCCCUGUGAUGUUGUAUUCCUCCCACAGAUUGUAUUGUUAAUUUAUGAGUACUAUUACUUGUUUUGUAAGGAUUACCUUUUGGGUUUUUAUGUUUCAUCGUGUUUAAAUGGUUUUGCAUCUUUCCGAAUUUAUUAAGGAAUUGCGGGUUAUUUUAAAUAAUUUAUCGCGCAAGAUCUUAAAUUUGUGCCAGGGUUUUUUUUGAAAAUUAAUUGGUACAUCACUUCGUAGUUAGCACCAUCUUCCUCAACUUAAUUAGAUCAUUUUGUAACCCAAAAUCUGAUAGGGGAUAUCAAUUCGGUGCAUUAGAGAUGGUUAGAAAAAGAAUAGACAUAGAUGCACCUUUUACAUUAAUCUGAA